Volvox carteri f. nagariensis is the source of this 4317-nucleotide messenger RNA. RefSeq lists its product as uncharacterized. NCBI's taxonomy places the organism in Eukaryota, Viridiplantae, Chlorophyta, Chlorophyceae, Chlamydomonadales, Volvocaceae. The transcript is spliced from 30 exons. Gene Ontology annotation, molecular function: ubiquitin-ubiquitin ligase activity. Gene Ontology annotation, biological process: protein polyubiquitination. The coding region runs from base 1 to 4317 and encodes 1438 amino acids. Gene Ontology annotation, cellular component: ubiquitin ligase complex; nucleus; cytoplasm. The record is from RefSeq and is a predicted model, not a curated record.
AUGGAUCCCCCGGCACAGGAUGGCGACUUUACGGAUGAGGAUAUGGAGUUGCAGCUAGCGCUAGCACUAUCACUUCAGCCGGCGGGUGGCGUUGAUUUGGCCUCUCUACUGCAGCAAUUCCUCGCGGGUCACAUGCCACCACCCCAGCAGCAAUUCCAGCAGCAGCAACAACAACCAGCGCAGGACGCUGCGGCAGCGUUGGCCGCUGCGGCGAUGGCAGCGCUAGGCGGCGCGCCCUUUGGGCAAACCGCUGCCUCUGCGGCGGCUUCAGGCAGUGCAACAGCAAGCACUGGUGCCAGUCGACCCCCCCCAGGCUGGGCGGCCCGUCUCCAAGCCUGGUACAACUCCGCCAAAGCGCCAGCGGCGUUCAGUGCAGGCAGUGCGAUGCUGGCGGGGCCAGAGCAGCUUCAGGCGUUCCUGGGCCACCUUGCAACUGCACUGCAGAUCAAGGUGGUGGCGGACAGCACAGCGAUAGCGGCUGGGACCCUUUUCCUGAAGACUGCGACCACAGCGGGUGGCAGCCGGGAGGUGACCGCGGAAUCCCUGAGGGGCUUGCUGGCGUCGGCACUGCUGCAACGGAAGGUGGCACCUAAAGAUAAGCUUCAGGCGAUUCACCGCGUCCAUGGCACGCUGCCGUCGCCCGCGUCGCUGCCCGGUGAUGGUGCUGGUGGCGUGGCGGCUGCCCUAGAGCUGUUCUCGGGCGUGCUAUGCCGCGAGGCGAUAGCACUCCUGCGGGACGAUGGCGCCGACCUGUACUUCGACACGGGUGCCCAGACGACAGCAUUCGUGGAUGCGUUGGCCGGCGGCAGUGCUACCAUGAGUGAGGUCUUCCUGGACUCGUUGCUGGAUGCAUCCGCCACUGAGCGCGAGGCGGCAGUGUGGAGGCGGCUCAUGCGGGACGCCAUUCGGUCCGCCUUUGCUCCAGCUGCGAAGCUGACGGACGCGGCGGGCUUUGAGCGGCCGCUGGCGGUCCUGGACCGUGUCACUAGCACCCAUCGUCUGCAGCAGUGCCUGUCAGCCAUGCUGUUGGAGGAUGUGGAGGCGGCAGCCCGCGCCCGCCCUGGCCAGGCGGCGAAGGCCCUUGAGCAGUCUUGCGUGUUGGCUUCCCUGUUCGGAGCCAGCCCCAUGCCUAACUCACAGGAUGCGCUCCACUUUUACAAGGUGACUAGCCCGGCACGACAAGCCUUCCUAGAAACGCGGGGCUACCCCAAGAACUACUCCGCUGGCCAGACAUGCCGUACGGUAUUGCAGGCCAUGAUGGCGCGUGUGCAGGAUGGUGCGGGUCACCUGAUGCUGCGGCUUAGCCGUGUGAAGGACGGCGGGCUGAGUCGCGAGGCGCUCCUGAGCUGGGUGGCUGCUGUGGGCCGUGUGAAUGUGGUGCGGCGGGCGUUUGGGGAAGCGCAGGAGAUGCGCAACCAGCAGGACGUCGCGGACUUCCUAGCGGGCGGCAGCGACGGCUUCUUGCUCAAUGUGACUGGCGGCUGUCUGCGUCUGGCGCAACCCUUCGUUAACGGCUGGCUGGACCUCUAUAGGAACGGAGCCGAUCCGCUGGCGGCAACGGCAGCCGCCGCUGCCGGCGGCUCCACACUCCAACCACUGCCUCGCUUCGCGGACUUGUUCGACAAGCACCUGCGCCCCGAGUACUACCGCACGCAGCGCCACCGGCUGGGGGACCUAUCGGGGGUCUACAAUGCUCAAGGCUCACGAGGGUCCGGGGGAUUUACUGCGGACGACGACCCGCCUACCACGGCGCCGCCGCUGCUAGUGCCGGGUGACAUGGUGGGCGGUGAGGGCUCCCCAAGCUUCAUGGCGGAUGUGUUCUUCCUGACGCAGCUCAUGAUGCAUGUGGGGCCCAUCCCCUGUGUUUACAGGCGUCGCGCCAUCCUGCACCGAUUUCGACAACGCUACCAGAUGGAAAUGGGUGCGGCCGCCGGCGCCAACGGAGACGGUGGACUGGACCCCUCUGAAGUACGGAGCGGUCGCGACCCGUGGGCCAAUCCGCUGGCCACCGAGAUGCGGCUGUACGACGACUGCUGCGAAUCGCAUUUGAACGAGCCCCUGUUUGCGGACAAUCUCACGGCGUUUGCGGUGCUGGAGUUGGACUGGAUGGCCUGGCUAUCGCGUGGCGGCGCGGGCGACCCCUCUGUGGUCAUGCGGCUGGUGCCCGAGUACGCGCUCGGGGAUGCGCUGGACUGGCUGACAGCGGUGCUGUACGCGGGCCGGGCCGACCUGGUGGCGUCCAAGCCGAUUGCGGUCAUCAUGCGUGCAAUGGUGACCCUCCUCAACGCCAACGACGUGGUCCGCAGCGCCAUGCUGCAGAACAAGAUUAUAAACCUGCUGCUCGCCAUGCUUGCCAGCCAGCUACAAAACGUGCAGGCCCGCGAGGCGCGAGGACUGGCGCUCGCUCCCGACCGCAUGAGCACCGGCGAGCGGGCGCUGCGCGACCUCAUUCCGGCCCUGCUGCGGGCGCAUGUGAAUGCGGAGCUGGUGGUCGGUCUGGACGUCGACAAGGACUCGUACGACAAGUAUGGCAUGCGGUACCACAUUGAUAAGAUCCUUGAGGAGCUAAUCAAGGAUUCGGUCCUCAAGCGCUGCCUCACAGACCUAGCUGCCACAACCUCCAGCGGUCCCACGGAGGCGCUACUGCCCGCCAAUGCCGCCGCUAGCGCCAGCUCCUCCGGCAGCUCUGCCGUGGAGCCAGGUCUGUUCUCAGACUACGCCUCCGGCAUCGUCAACACCGUUAUGCACUACUUCAAGGACGGUUUGGAUCGGCUUGCGGAUAUUUACGCCAUUGAACGCUCCAAGGCGGAUGCGGCGGCCUGGGAGGCGCAGCCCGCGGAGGAGCGGCAGCGCAAGGAGGACUUUUACCGGGGCCAGCAGCGAGCUGCCGUGGGCUUCUUGUCCAUGGGUGUCGCCAACCUCAAGUGGCUCAACACGCUGACGGCCGACCCGCUCAUCGCGACCGCCUUCCUCCACGAGCCCCUACUUGGCAAGACCGCCUUUCUGGUGGUGUCCUCCUUGGAACUGCUGCUUGGGGAUGCAUGCAAGAAACUGCAGGUCAAAAAGCCGGAGCAGUACGGCUUCGAUCUGCCGGUGCUGGUGGGUGCGGUACUGGCUUUGCAACUGCAGCUGGGACGCAACGACCGCUUCGUCCAGGCAGUGGUCUCGGAGCCCGACUACAGCGAGGAGCACCUGGAGACCCACCACCAGGCGCUGCUUGAAACCCGGCUAAGGACGUUCCUGGCCCGAGCCGCGGAGUUGCGGGGCACGGGGCUAGGCGCGGGAGGGGACGGACUCGUCGUGCCGCUGUCGGGGACCGCUGACGCCGCCGCUGGAGAAGCCUCGCCGGGUGCGGACUCACAGCCGCCGCUCAAGCGGCGCAAGAGCGGGGAGGGCUCGGGCGUGGAGCCUAUGGAGGCGGAGCCGCGGCGACCCACGGGUCUGUACUGUGAGGCCGUGCGCGUGCCGGGUCCGGACCUGACAGAGGCAGAGGUGGAGAAGCUGUACGCGGCGGAGCUGGGACCGCUGUCCAUCGGCGAGUACGACAGUUCUGUGCCGGGAGGCUACUUCAAAGAGAUGGCCCGUCUAGCCGAGCAGGACUCGGGGGCAUCCCGCAAGAAAAUGCGGCAGCUGGCCAAGGAGGUCAACGACAUGCAGCCUGGGGGCCGACUGGCGCUGCCCUGCAUGGCGGCUGCGGCUAUCUAUCUGCGCCAGGACAGCGCCCGGGUUGAUAAGAUGCGCGCGGUUAUUACGGGGCCUGAGGGCACCCCUUAUGAGGGCGGCAUGUUCGUCUUCGACAUCUUCUGCCCCGCCGGCUACCCCAACGACCCGCCCGUCAUGAUGGUGUACAACACGGGAGGUGGCAAGGCGCGAUACAACCCCAACCUGUAUGCCGACGGCAAGGUCUGCCUUUCGCUGCUGGGGACCUACAACUCGGGCCACACCAGCGAGAAAUGGAACCCGACGCUCAGCUCCCUGUACCAGGUGCUGGUGUCCAUCCAAAGCCAGAUUCUGGUCACUGACCCCAUGACCAACGAGCCGCUGUCAGAAACCAUGGCGGGCACUGCCGAGGGCAGCGCCAAGACCGCGGAGUACAAUUCUCGGCUGCAGCUGCUGGUGAUGCGGCACGCCAUGGUGGAUAUGCUGCUACACCCACCACCCGGCACCCAGGACAUAGUGACGCGCCAUUUCCAUUUGCUGCGGCGCCGCAUUGCUGCCACGGUGCAGCGCUGGGUGCGUGAGGCGCCCAGCGAGGAAUUGCGUGGCAAGUUAGACGAGCAGGCGGUUAGGUUGCUGGAGCUGUUGGCAAAGCUGUGA